Molecule: messenger RNA, 1381 nt
Organism: Aureobasidium subglaciale EXF-2481
Lineage: Eukaryota; Fungi; Ascomycota; Dothideomycetes; Dothideales; Saccotheciaceae
Exons: 1
Coding region: 225-1064 (279 amino acids)
Biological process (GO): positive regulation of transcription by RNA polymerase II; mitotic cell cycle
Cellular component (GO): nucleus
Molecular function (GO): RNA polymerase II cis-regulatory region sequence-specific DNA binding; DNA-binding transcription factor activity, RNA polymerase II-specific
Source: RefSeq, a predicted model, not a curated record
UAGUCCCCAGCUUAUGCUAUCUCCACAUAAACCCAGCAAUGAUAACGAGCGAUUCAGCCAACGGUUGGGUCUUCUUUAUUCCCGGAAAUCCUCGUCUCCGUCAAUAGUGAAGCCUGUUUUGGAUGCCUAGAGCCAUUCACCAUUACCAGUGUCAACGACUCCAACAAAGUCAUUCUGUCAAUGCUCUCGAUAUUGCUAUAAGUCAGCACCCUCCCAGUGAAAACAUGGUCACUUGUCCAUCGAUUUCCAUCCCCGCAAUUCCUUACCUCCAUAUUUAUUUAUAUCAACUCAAUACUACAUCGCAACGACCAGCAAUGCUGUGCUAUCGCAAAGGCACCUGGACCGAGGAAGAAGACAGCAUCUUACUGAGCAUCGUAAAUGCUUGUGGACCCUGCCAUUGGUUUCGAGUCUCGGACAUGUUAGGCACUCGAACAGCCAAGCAAUGCGCCGAACGAUACUAUCAGCACUUACGACCAGGUCUCAACCAUGGACCGCUCACCAGCUACGAGUGUUUCCUGAUAGAUAAGAUCAUCCUCGAGAAAGGGAAGUGCUGGGCAUACAUCGCGAAACAACUUGUGAAUCGCAGUGAGAACAAGAUCAAGAAUUGGUGGUACAGUCGACGAUAUAAGCAAUAUCGUGAGCGAAGGGGCAAAGAGCUUGAUGUGAGAUAUCCUCCAUCAGAUCUCGAGUCUUCUGACAUUGCGCGUUUGGUGGACGUUCCCAGUGGUCAAGGGGUGACGAAAGUAUCUCCAUCCUCGAUGAAUUUCGACACUACAGUAUUGGAACCUCGAAGUGUCCAGAGAUACGAUCGGCAGUUAAGUCCCAAGGAGUUUUUCCUUCCCCAAUCUACACCCAGGGCUUCGCAGAACCGAAAUAUCUCAUUCAGGUCAAUUAUUUCGACGAUGGAUUUUCAGAACGCUGGGAAUGCAGACAGGAUGUCCAAGGUCCAAGCACACAUGCAUGCCUUACCUACAUCCGCGUUCAGCCAGCUCGGAUCUUUCACAACCCUGGGACCAAAUCAUCACACAGCUCAAUAUACCUUCCCCAGAUAUAAACUCAAAUAGCAAGCAGCCUCAAGCCCUGUCCAUAUGUAGGAGACCAAUUCAUGCUUGAAGUUCUAGUUGCUCAUGCUCGAAAAAAUGGUCUGUGCAGCCGGAUAUGACCUUCUAUUCUCCUCUCGUUCUCUGAGCUGAGUCAACGCUAUGUCAUGCGGAUCCUACGCCGGGUAUACACACUACUAUGCUCAUGCCUGUUUGGGUGCCGAGACAAAAAGCCUCGUUUCAUGUGAUAGACUUUAAAUUACGGGUGUUACAGUCAAGCUUCGUCGUUGCCGUGUCGCAAAGUUCAAGUCUCCCGUCCUGCAAUAGACUUUCGUCACGAG